CACGAGCACGCUAUAUUUACAAAGCACGCUACAUAGCUACUUAUUAUCCAUUAUGUAUGUAUGUACAUACACAUGUAUGUAUGUAAUUGUUUUCGAAACACGCUAUCGAGCUCCAAUGAGUUGUCUAUCACACGCGGCAUUGGGGCAAGAAAUCCUUCACGAUGGUAGUAGGGAUAAUCUAUCAUUGGUGAGAGUGAGAGCCAUGCUCUUUCUGAUACCGUCGUGCGUGAGGGAUUUCUUGCCCCAACGCUGGUCACGCCGUGACGUGAGCCGACAAUCGAUCGAUCGUCAGGAGUUGUCGAAACAUUAAGUUCGGCCGGUAUUUUCAAGCUAACCUCAUGGAGUGAGCGAAUUCGCCUGGUUGAACCAAUGAAUUUUCGUGAUCGGAGAUAAUCGUAUAAAAGAUAGUGUAAAGUAAAAGUAAAAACCCGGCCGAUUAUAUCUUAUAACGUGAGAACAUGAACGGAAAUCAAUCGGUUGAUUCGAAUGGCGAGAAAGAACGACAGGUAGCCGAAAAAUUCUUGAGCAAGUUUAAUUUGGCGGUAGAGGAUGGUAGCCUGAGUUUCGGGAGAUUUCGGUCGAUAUGCGAAGAACUUUUCCAGCCGGACGAGAUUCAACGGGAGGAGUGGAGAAUUCAAGAUAUGUUCGGUUUAUUUGACCAAGAUAAGGACGGUGUUUUAAAGGCGCAAGAAUGGCGAAGAUUUUGUGAUUGGUUACGGGUAACUCUCAACCCUGUCAAUGCUCUACUUGUCGUAGACGUGCAGAACGAUUUUAUCGAUGGUUCUUUAGCUCUUCGUAAAUGCGAGUACAAGCAGGACGGAGCCGAAGUGAUACAGCCUUUCAAUUAUUUGAUAAAAAACGGGCGCUUUGAUAACGUUAUUUAUUCGUUAGAUUGGCAUCCGGCAGAUCAUAUUAGCUUUUACGAAAAUUUGCAUUUACGGGAAUUACAUCCAGAUUCAAAGGUAACAAAAGCAAAUGCCAAGCCGUUCGACAAAGUGAUUUUCGCCGAUCCUCAUUUGGAGCAAAUACUUUGGCCGAAGCAUUGCGUGAUGAACACGUGGGGAGCUGAAUUGCACAAAGAUCUCGUGAUCGCGGUAGAUUCCAAGCAGGUACUUAAGGGUACGGACCCGACAAUCGAUGCUUAUUCGGCGUUUUGCGAUAAUAGCUCGAAGGGUUACACAGAGUUGCAGGCAAUUCUACAGAAAUUAACCGUGACCCAUCUGUACGUAGGCGGUCUCGCUUACGAUGUCUGCGUGAGGGCAACAUGUUUAGACGGACUGCGAUUAGGCUAUACUUUGGCUGUUAUCGACGACUGCUGCCGAGGUAUAGACGCAAAUAACACCAAGGCCACUAAAAAACUAAUUGCAGAGAAAGGGGGUUUAAUUACUAACAGCCAACACGUUCUCGCGAUAGUGAAUGAAGGUAAACGAAGUCUCGUUAUGAGUCAUCAAUCUGCGAGAGUGAUUGCUUUAAACGAUCAGAAUUUUUCACAAUCAACCCCAAAUGAAAAAAUAAAAAAAAAUGCUCUUCCUUGUACUUGUCCUAACAGUGUCCCUGAAUAACUCGAAAUAUCAUGAGACGGUCAAUUCAUAUCAGCUUUACGUAAACUAUAAAAAUCAUAGACUUAGAUUAGUAUAUUGUUGAUUUUUAUUCGAACUUUUGUUUGUUACUUCUGAUUGAGGAUCAAAUAGAUCGGCUUGGGAGGUAGUAAAUAUUUUACGGCAUUGGUGUGUAGUCUUUACACUUAUUAAAUACCUAAUUUUGCUAUAUAAAUUUGCAGUCGACACAUAAGAGAAUGGACCGAACGUCGAACCGCUUCCAUUCAGUUUUUACCUCUUCCAUCAAUCAGUCUCCCAACCGGCGCUCGGUCUAUUCUCAUAUGUCUAUGAUAAAAAUUUGUUUAAUUGUGAUGCACUUCAGUUAGCUUUAAAGAGAUAUUUAUAUUUUCAUAAUUGAAUUUUGCAUUUUUUUAAAGUAUACACACAUAUAUCGUCGAACAUAUCAAAUGCAAAAAUUUAUUAAAUUAAAGAAUUUAUUAAUUGAAUUGAGAAAAUUAACAGAAUUGAAAAAAGUUUAGUGAGUCAGUUAUACUGAAUCAGUAAUAAUGAUCGUCUUAUAUGUAUAAUUGUCGUAUAAUAUUCGAAAAACAAAAGACAAAAACGAAACUAGUACUUAACUGCGUAUAAAGAUUAAAUAGUAUUAAGUAAGACAAUCUCGACUGAAUAUAUGUAUACGAACCACACUUUACAGUAUUCUUUUUUUGGAUCAAAGAGAAAAUAUAUUAAUACAUAUUAAGGAGAAAGAACACAUUAGAGAAUAUAAAAUACUUUUCUGUAGUAUUGCAAACGCUUUGUAUUAUUCAAACGAAAUAAAUAUACAUGAAAUAAA
Molecule: messenger RNA, 2388 nt
Organism: Ceratina calcarata
Lineage: Eukaryota; Metazoa; Arthropoda; Insecta; Hymenoptera; Apidae
Product: nicotinamidase
Exons: 5
Coding region: 459-1562 (367 amino acids)
Molecular function (GO): calcium ion binding
Source: RefSeq, a predicted model, not a curated record